Molecule: messenger RNA, 1315 nt
Organism: Ilyonectria robusta
Lineage: Eukaryota; Fungi; Ascomycota; Sordariomycetes; Hypocreales; Nectriaceae
Exons: 1
Coding region: 180-953 (257 amino acids)
Source: RefSeq, a predicted model, not a curated record
CGCUGGAACAUGCAUCCUGUAGCCCGUGAAUUGUGGGAUUGGGGGGCGGUAGCCUCGUCUCUACCAGGCCUAGAUAGGUACAGCCAUGUAGGGAGUACUUUACCCUCUGCUGCCCUUUGCCCUUUGCCCUUUGCCAAUGGCUGAUAGGAAGUAGCGAGGCAUGGCAAUGUCAGUAGCUAAUGAUUCACUCGGUCGUUGGCCGCCCGAUCGGCGGGUGUCGAGUUGGCCGAAGGAUAUUCGUGGUUCGUCUUAUCGGAGGGCCGCCGACAGGUCCCGCCGACCGUCUCGGUCAACCAACUGGUUACCGCGCUACAGCUCCAGGCGAACCUAGACAGGGACUGGGGGAGACGGGGAGCAGACGGGGAGCAGACGGGGAAGAGACGGGGACCUUGAAGGCGGCGCUGAAGGAGGCUAGAGGUCAGCUACUGUACUCUGCGUGCAGUGGUUCCAGAUUAUCAUGCUGCCAGGGCGGCCGCGUGGUGGUGGCAUGCUCUGCACCGCGGAAUGACAAGACCAUCUCCCAAAACGGGCGGCCGUGUGAAUUGAAACGGGACAAGGCUCGCUUCUCUCCGUGUCUGUUUCGUCGGAUGGUGCCCAACUCUCCAACCUCGGACCUUGUUAGGACGAGACGGCUGGGGGGUGGAACGUCUCCCGGGUCGUCUGGGUCUGGACCUGUUGAUCAACAUGGCACCAAAAUCGAACCCACAAGCCACUCGCUCUGCUCUUUAUCCGCCUCACUUGGUGUGUGCGCUGGGAGGGGCGAGGAGAGCUACUACGGCUGUAGUAUGUAUGUAACUUCGGCGCAGACGAGAGAACGAGAUCGAGCCAGAGAGAUCGAGGGACAGACCCGCCAUUGCCGUGUACUGGAGCCGACAAGCGCGGAACCCAUGAAUAGUUUCGUGCGUUCCCGUCCCGGCACAGGUCUAGAGUCUCGUGUUGCUGCGUGUUGCUGAUGCGGUUGCUGAUGCGGUUGCUGAUCUCCUGUGGAUAUUUGUGUCAUCACCAACUGCAGUUGUGCAUCGAUUAUCUACGCCCUAGUCCCUUGCGCCGUCACAGUACCCAACGGUACCUGACAUAGCACACAAGAAACAUGGCCGCCGCUGCACCUUUCACUUCGCUGCACCUUUUACUGCUGCACUGCUGCACUGCUGCACCUCUCUGCAUCUUUCACUGCACCUCCUCACGCCGCCGGCCACCAGCACACGCCUCAACCGGUGCAAGCCAGCAGUUCAACCCCCUACAACCCUCUGGACAACAAUCGCAGUGGCAGGGUUCAACAAACAGCCUCCCCCUCCUCAUCCCACCCAGUACCCCC